AUGGCUUCAAAGUGUCUGUUUCUGAUGGUAUUAGGUUUAGUGGCCCUUGUGGGAUCGACUGCGGUGGAGUUUCCCGGAGGAGGACUAGCAGUAUCGGUGACUGGUGGCGGUGAUGGUGAUGGUGAUCCAACUGAUUCAAUGCCAUGCGUGAAGAAACUGAUUCCAUGCCAACCUUAUUUGCAUGCGCCGGAGAAGGUGCCGGUAUCGUGUUGUUUGCCGUUGAAGCAGAUGGUUUCCGACGACACGAAAUGCCUGUGUGGACUGUUUAACAAUGUUGAUGUGUUGAAAAAGCUUAACCUUACUCAGGAUGAGGCCUUGAAGCUUCCCAAGGCCUGCGGUGCCAAUGCUGACAUCUCUAUCUGCAAGAAAGAUUCAACAUCACCACCUAAAUCACCAGAAACUCCACCAACUUCGAACUAUAGUUCUCCCAAGAAAAAUGCAGCUCAUUCACACUCUCAGUUCGAGGGAUUAGGAUUUGCUGCCUUCUUUAUGGCUUUAAUCAGCAGCAGCAGCAUUUUAGAUAGGUUAAUAAAUUGA
This is a messenger RNA of Argentina anserina (silverweed cinquefoil), 537 nucleotides long. RefSeq names its product non-specific lipid transfer protein GPI-anchored 3-like. NCBI's taxonomy places the organism in Eukaryota, Viridiplantae, Streptophyta, Magnoliopsida, Rosales, Rosaceae. The coding region runs from base 1 to 537 and encodes 178 amino acids. The transcript is spliced from 3 exons. The record is from RefSeq and is a predicted model, not a curated record.